AUGCCGUCCCUCCUGAGCACGCGUCGUGGAGACUUGACCACGUCAUAUCAGCUUCAGAUACGUUUUGAUUCUCUCAAGACUAAGGACUACUUCACGUUUUCUAGUUCUUUCAAGCAUUCAGAAUGUGAAAAAGUGUGGCUGGAUGCUCAUUGGCUUAGCAUUGCUGUCGGAUGGAAGAUCAUGGGAUUAGAGCUGAACACCUGUGCGUCAGACACCCAUGUGUUCAAAGGUAAGGUUGUAGAGAGCGUGUGGUGCUGCCCCUCGUCGAGAGUUACAUCUCGAACAUUGAAGAUGGUAAAUAAUACAGGAUCUCAGAACAAAUGGCAAAGGGUCUUAAAAGGUCACCUGGAAAUUCAUGACCUGGCAUCAUCAGCGGGGCGGGUGGCCGCGCCCUAUAGAAGGCCACCUUUUCCCCGCCAGGUCAUCAGUCUUGACCCUAUCGCCGUACAAGCAGUUUCUCGCAUCGACUCGCGCCGCCAAGACACCGCCGACAUGAAGACAAUAGUGGCCUUCCUCAUCCUUGGCUGCGUGGCUUCCUCCAGAGCCAUUUUCUUCGACCUCUUCAAGAAGGAAACGCAGCAGGCUGAUCCCUGGCCUGCACAACCAGCAGACCCCUGGGCGCAGCCUGCCGACCCCUGGGCGCAGCCUACAAGUGCCUGGGCUAAACCAUCCUUCCAGCCUGUAAUCAAGGAGGUUCCUAUCUACAUCCCAUACCCUAAGCUGGAGCCUGUGCCCAUCUCCAAGCCCUUGCCCAUCUUCAAGCCUGAGUUCGUGGAGGCCCCCGUCCCCGUGUAUAAGCCCCAAAUCGGUCUCCCCAACAAGUUCUUCAACUUCAAUGCUAACGUGGGACUCCAGAAGCAGCCCCAGUACGUCCAGGCUCAGCAGCAGCCCCAGUACGUUCAGGCUCAGCAGCAGCCCCAGUACGUUCAGGCUCAGCAGCAGCCCCAGGAACACCAUCACCACCAACCGUCCGCCCCUUCUACUGCCUACCAGGCGCCCGACGCUCAUCAUCACUAGUGAGGAGCUGCAGCAUCUCUCGAACAUGGUUUGAGGAUUCAUGAAGGGGUAUUUCUCUAAGGUCGGAGUCUCUACCGCCUUCAGCCUCCCUUCAGGAAGUUAUCGAGGAAGUCGCCGGCAGGAUACUCAAUCCUCAGCUUAUCACAAAUUCAAAUUCGACGAGAAUCCUGUAACGGACAACCGAUAACAUCCAUGAAUUAGAUAAUCAAAUUUUAUUUUAUAUUGUUUAUGCGCUAUUUACUGUGGACUAUGUUUAUAUUUUGUAAUUUAUUUGUUAAAAGUAUGUAAGGAACUUUUUCUGUGAAUGAAUCUGUGACUAUGACA
Penaeus vannamei (Pacific white shrimp) is the source of this 1341-nucleotide messenger RNA. RefSeq lists its product as uncharacterized. NCBI's taxonomy places the organism in Eukaryota, Metazoa, Arthropoda, Malacostraca, Decapoda, Penaeidae. The record is from RefSeq and is a predicted model, not a curated record.